This is a messenger RNA of Acaulospora colombiana, 170 nucleotides long. The record is from the annotation of a GenBank genome assembly. NCBI's taxonomy places the organism in Eukaryota, Fungi, Glomeromycota, Glomeromycetes, Diversisporales, Acaulosporaceae.
AUGGUUUCAUUAUCGAACAGUCAAGAGUCUGGGUUGGUUGCCGUCGGCUUCGCGAUGAGAAUGAAGACGAACAAUGGGGCAAGGAACGGGUCCAAAAAGCUUAUUGGGUUAGCCACGCCCAACCAAGCCGUCACACAUAAUGCCAGUCAAAAUAGUCAAAGAAUUUCCCA